AUGGACAAGAUUGCAGAGCUCAAAGAAAGAGAUAUAUCGAAGAUAAUCUUCCCUACGAUUGGCCACUUCGCUCCGUUGUUGGAAGAGAAAAGAUCCUUGAUUCUAUCGACUGCACGAAGGACCUUCAAGUACGGUUCUACAGACAGGCAUAAGCUGGAUGUAUACUACCCCGCAGAGCCUGCAGCUGGGAAAACGCCAAUCCUGUUCUUCGUAUAUGGAGGAGGAUACGCCACAGGCUCCAGAACCCUACCGGCCCCAGCAGACUUGGCUUAUGCCAACGUUGGCGCGUACUUCUCUCGCAAAGGUUUCAUCACCAUUAUUCCCGACUACCGAUUGAGUCCCGAAGUCACUUACCCAGCCCCCACGGAAGACGUUCGGGACGCAAUUGUGUGGAUCACCGAAAAUUCACACUCCCUUGUUCAUGAAAACGUCGUCGAUAUCGAUCUCGACUCUUUGUUCAUUAUGGGUCAUUCUGCUGGGGCCUUGAAUGUAGCUACGAUGGUAUUGCUUUCUCUUCUUCCCGAAAACGUUGAGUCGAAGGUCAAAGGGAUUAUCCUGAUUUCUUGUCCAUAUACCUGCGAUAUGGAAAGAGUAGGGCCUACAUUCGAUCCAGAGGUUGCAACCCAGUUCUUUGGUAGCCUGGACAAGGCAAAGGAAAACACUCCGCUGUCUUUGCUGCAGGGCAUCCCAAAAGACAAAGUUUCCAUAUUUGACCGCGUUUUGUUGGCGGAAUCGGAAAGGGAUCCAGAGCCGUUCCUUCGGACUGGGGAACUAUUCCAAGAUGCUUUAUCAACUCUCAUGGACAAGAAAGUACCCAAGAUCAUCGCUGCUGGCCAUAAUCAUAUUAGUAUAACAUUCGCCCUCAUGUCUGGGCAGGGUGAACGAUGGGCUGAGGAGGUGGUCGAUUGGAUGAAAGCGGCAGUCUGA
Lentinula edodes (shiitake mushroom) is the source of this 927-nucleotide messenger RNA. Its product is annotated as Alpha/Beta hydrolase protein. The record is from RefSeq and is a predicted model, not a curated record. NCBI's taxonomy places the organism in Eukaryota, Fungi, Basidiomycota, Agaricomycetes, Agaricales, Omphalotaceae. The transcript is spliced from 3 exons. Bases 1 to 927 code for a protein of 308 amino acids.